AUGUCCCGUUGCACGCCCACAUCGCACUCUUGCACGCCCACGUCCUAUUGCACACCUUGUCGCACGCCCACCUCCCAUUGCAUCUCUUGUUGCCUGUCCCCGUCUUGUUGCACGUGCUCUUGCACGCCUUGUUGCACGCUCACAUCCCACCGCCUGCCUUAUUGCCUGCCCCUGUCUUGUUGCAG
This is a messenger RNA of Balearica regulorum gibbericeps (East African grey crowned-crane), 185 nucleotides long. NCBI's taxonomy places the organism in Eukaryota, Metazoa, Chordata, Aves, Gruiformes, Gruidae. The record is from RefSeq and is a predicted model, not a curated record.